ACCUUAUUUAGCUUAAUGGUAACAUUCUUUGUUGACCGAUUGCCUUUUUUCUUGCUUUACCAAGUGCUACAGAAGGCAAGGCCAAGUCCAUGAUUGCUGCUAGUGAUGGAAAAAGCAAAGAGGCUGUUGAAGAAGCUAGCUCUAAGUUUAGUGAAAGUAGCGAUAAUGAAUCCAUCGACAGUGAUGAGUCAUUCGAGAGUGAUGCUUCAAAGAAUCUUGUUCUCAGCAAAGACAAGAUGGAUAUCGAUGAGCUAGCCAUGAGUGCAGCAAAAAAGGUUGCCGGUUACAACAAAGUUGUGUGUAGUGGUAAGCCACCCUUGGUUCUAGCCAAUAGGGCCAAGAAAGUGAUGAUUGAAGAUGCCUUUGCAAACCUUUGUGUGGUCAUGCGACAUAUGGAGGUAGCCUUUUUCGUCAAAAUGAAUGAGGACUUCUUUUAUUUAUGCAAGGAUGCCAUCGAUGAUGCCAAAAGCAUAAACCUCAAAGUUGGCACCAUUCCAACACGCCUGUUAGAUCUGAUGAAAGCGUAUCUUGGCAAAGGCAAAUUCGACAUGUUUGGUAACUUGGAUGAUCGAAUUGAGGAAUCUGGUUUUGGGGAGAAGGGAAGGUGGCCACCAAACUUCCUCUUAAAGGGAGGCAACACUGAUUUAGUUGCAUUAUCAGGUGCUCAAACAGUUGGGCGUGCUCAUUGCUUCACAUUCUCGCAAAGACUAGCAAAUAAUGAUACCACCCUGGACAAGACUUAUGUAGCGAAACUACAAGCAUUGUGUGAUGGUAACGGGACCGUCCUGGUAGAUCUUGAUCCCACCACACCCAACAUGUUUGACAAUGCCUACUUCUCCAACCUUCACCAGCAAAAGGAUCUACUUCAAACUGAUCAAGAGCUCUUCUUGAAGGAUGCGAAUACUGUUGAUGACCAGAACCCAGGGCUUGGGUUCGAUGGAACCCAGGCGCGGCUCGAACCCAGCACGCCUGGGUUCGAUGGAACCCAGGCACGGGUUCCUCGAACCCAGCACGCCUGGUUCGAAGGAACCCAGCACGCCUGGUUCGAAGGAACCCAGCACGCCUGGUUCGAAGGAACCCAGCACGCCUGGGUUCGAAGGAACCCAGGCGUGUGUGCUCUGUACUCUCUUAUCUCUCUCUCCGCCUCUGAUCGAUUGAUAUUUGUGUUUGGUCAAUCUGGCGCUGGUAACAACUGGGCUAAGGGCCAUUACACUGAGGGAGCUGAGCUCAUUGAUGCUGUUCUUGAUGUUGUGAGAAAGGAGGCAGAGAACUGUGAUUUGUCCCAGGCGCUGGUGCUGGGUUCCUUUGAACCCAAUAGGGAGGGGAAGGAGAAAAGGAAAGAGAAGGAGAAAAAAAAAAUUUCUUUAUUUAUUAAAUUAUAUUUUUGGUGCCAAGUCACAAUAUUUUGAAGUUCGAAGUAAAUUUAGUUGAAAAAU
Molecule: messenger RNA, 1436 nt
Organism: Rubroshorea leprosula
Lineage: Eukaryota; Viridiplantae; Streptophyta; Magnoliopsida; Malvales; Dipterocarpaceae
Source: the annotation of a GenBank genome assembly